Oncorhynchus kisutch (coho salmon) is the source of this 894-nucleotide messenger RNA. Its product is annotated as transcriptional regulatory protein AlgP-like. Bases 1 to 894 code for a protein of 297 amino acids. The transcript has 3 exons. The record is from RefSeq and is a predicted model, not a curated record. NCBI's taxonomy places the organism in Eukaryota, Metazoa, Chordata, Actinopteri, Salmoniformes, Salmonidae.
AUGCAGGGUAGAGUACCAGCAGGUAGAAUAGUGAACAGUGACUACGGUUCAGCAUCCAGCACCGUCCGCAACCGCAGAGCUAACCCAGCAGCAUCCAGCACCGUCCGCAACCGCAGAGCUAACCCAGCAGCAUCCAGCACCGUCCGCAACCACAGAGCUAACCCAGCAGCAUCCAGCACCGUCCGCAACCGCAGAGCUAACCCAGCAGCAUCCAGCACCGUCUGCAACCGCAGAGCUAACCCAGCAGCAUCCAGCAUCGUCCGCAACCGCAGAGGUAACCCAGCAGCAUCCAGCACCGUCCGCAACCGCAGAGCUAACCCAGCAGCAUCCAGCACCGUCCGCAACCACAGAGCUAACCCAGCAGCAUCCAGCACCGUCCGCAACCGCAGAGCUAACCCAGCAGCAUCCAGCACCGUCCGCAACCGCAGAGCUAACCCAGCAGCAUCCAGCACCUUCCGCAACCGCAGAGCUAACCCAGCAGCAUCCAGCACCGUCCGCAACCGCAGAGCUAACCCAGCAGCAUCCAGCACCGUCCGCAACCGCAGAGCUAACCCAGCAGCAUCCAGCACCGUUCGCAACCGCAGAGCUAACCCAGCAGUAUCCAGCACCAUCCGCAACCUCAGAGCUAACCCAGCAGCAUCCAGCACCGUCCGCAACCGCAGAGCUAACCCAGCAGCAUCCAGCACCGUCCGCAACCACAGAGCUAACCCAGCAGCAUCCAGCACCGUCCGCAACCGCAGAGCUAACCCAGCAGCAUCCAGCACCGUCCGCAACCACAGAGCUAAGCCAGCAGCAUCCAGCACCGUCCGCAACCGCAGAGCUAACCCAGCAGCAUCCAGCACCGUCCGCAACCACAGAGCUAACCCAGCAGCAUCCAGCACCGACUGUGACUGA